Messenger RNA from Brassicogethes aeneus, 3636 nucleotides. NCBI's taxonomy places the organism in Eukaryota, Metazoa, Arthropoda, Insecta, Coleoptera, Nitidulidae. The record is from the annotation of a GenBank genome assembly.
UUCGAACCAGCGUAGCGGCAACAGGGCUUGCGCAGUGGACGAUUGCGCCGCCUAUUUAAUGUGAAUGUGGGCUGUUAUAGGUUAUAGUUAGUAACUUUCACUUGCAUUGUUUUACAAAAAAAUAACAAUAAAAACCGUCAUGUCAAAAGACAUGGGUUUUCGUGAUAUUUUGUUUGUCGGUUAACCGUAUAGGUGUAAAUUAAUUUGUUUAUUUCAAUUAAAGGUUGUGUCAUUAUGUAAAAUAAUUAUUAAUUGUUUAAAUAGAGUUUUUAGAAUCAUGGAGAAAAUAGAAGAGGACGAUAGCUCGGUCAGAGUGGCUGUUAGGAUAAGGCCCCAAACACCUCGUGAAAUAAUUGACAUGUGUCACAUAUGCACAUCAGUUACACCCGGGGAACCACAAGUAACUUUAGGCAAUGACAAAUCAUUUACGUACAAUUACGUUUUCGAUACGGAUACGUAUCAGGAAAACGUUUACGAAAAGUGCGUGGCACCUCUAGUCGAUUCCUCCCUUGAAGGGUACAAUGCAACAGUAUUAGCCUAUGGCCAAACUGGCUCAGGCAAAACCUACACAAUGGGCUCCGGAUUUGAUGUAGACCUACCCAGUGAUCAAUUAGGUAUAAUACCCAGAGCAAUACACCACCUUUUUGACGGUAUGCACCAAAAAAUCCAAAACGCACAUGAUUUGGGCCAACUACCCCCCGAAUUCAAGGUCACGGCUCAAUUCAUGGAGCUAUACAACGAGGAGGUUAUCGAUCUGUUUAACCCUGCGUACAACAAUAAGGAUAAAAUUUACAAAAUCCACGAGGAUCCUCACGGGGGUAUUAUGGUGAAAGGGGUAACCUUUAAAACAGUAUUAUCAGCAGAAGAAGCAUUACAAUGUUUAAAACUAGGCGCUCUGUCGCGUACCACGGCGAGCACGCAGAUGAACACGCAAUCGUCAAGAUCCCACGCUAUAUUUACAUUGCACGUCAAACAGCACCGUUUGGUGCCUGAAGAGGACAACAACGAGUUCGAAACGUUGUCGGCCAAGUUUCACUUUGUCGAUUUGGCAGGUUCGGAGAGACUGAAGAGGACUGGCGCCACCGGGGAGCGGCAGAAAGAAGGCAUUUCAAUUAAUUGCGGUUUAUUGGCGUUGGGUAACGUGAUUUCCGCGCUUGGUGAUAAGACUAAGAAAGCAUCGCACAUUCCUUAUAGAGAUUCAAAGCUGACCAGGCUAUUACAGGAUAGUUUGGGCGGAAAUUCCCAGACUGUUAUGAUAGCGUGCGUCAGCCCGAGCGAUCGAGACUUCAUGGAGACUUUAAACACACUUAAGUACGCCAAUAGGGCUAGAAAUAUUAAAAAUAGGAUCUUUAUAAAUCAAGAUAAGAGUUCCAAAACUAUAUCGCAGCUUAAGCAACAAAUUGCUCAACUACAGUUGGAGUUGGUGGAGUACAAGCAGGGCAAACGGAUCAUCGGACAAGAUGGUUCCGAAGUCGUGAACGAUAUGUUCUACGAAAAUAACAUGCUUCAGGGCGAAGUUAACAAUCUACGCACCAGAGUAAAAGCAAUGCAAGAAACUAUAGACGCUUUAACCCUUAAAAACACUAACCUACUAGCAGAGAAAGCAAUGGGUAACUGGUUUGGUGGAGGGAAUGACAAUGAUGUCGCAUGCAUGGUUCAAGCGUACCUCAAAGAAAUAGAAGAACUAGGGGCCAAACUAAUGGAAUCUAACAACACCUGCGAGCAAUUGAGAAAACAACUGAAUCGCUCUCAAGUCCUAAUAACUCACAACUUCGAUCUUGAUUCUUCAAUGGACAACAACUCCUUUAUCAUAGAAGAUGCGAAACGCAAGCUGCAGAAGGAAAAGGAAGUUUUAAAUCGCAGAUCAAUGGAGAUUGACAGCGAUGUGGAUUCUGAUAUGUCCAGUGAUAGUGAGGAUAAAGAUAUCGAUACCACACUUAAACACGAGUUAAUAUCACUAACAAACGAUAUAGAUAUGAAGCAGAAACUUAUCGAUGAGUUGGAGUUAUCACAGAGGAGAAUGCAAACGAUGAGGCAACACUACGAGGAUAAGUUGAUGCAAUUGCAGAUGAGGAUUAAAAACACCCAGGAGGAACGAGACAGAAUUUUACAUUCGUACAGCGCCAGCCCAGAACCAACAGAAAAAGUAAAACGAGUCAAGGAUGAAUAUACAAAGAAGUUAAACGAUAUGCAAAAAGAGAUGAAGAAAUUACAAAGCGCCCAAAAGGAGCAUGUUAGGUUAGUAAAAAGCCAAAAUCAACACGAAAACCAACUAAAAUCGUACAAAAACGAAUUGAUGGACAUGAAACGAGCCAAGGUGCGCCUCAUUAACAAAAUGAAGGAAGAAUCUCAGAAACACAAGGAAGCUGAAAUGCGGCGACUUCGCGAGAUUGCCCAGUUGAAGAAAGAGUCGAGAAAAAACGCCAAUGUAAUAAAAACUAUGGAGAAUGAAAGGAGGAUCAAAGAUCAAGUAUUAAAGCGCAAACAAGAAGAGGUGAGUGUGUUGAGGAAAAGUCAGAAGAAUAAGUUAAGUGUUAAGGCAUCGGGCAGAGUACCGAAGAAGGUUUCGUCUGAGAGAACGGCCAAGCAAAAAUGGCACACGGUUGAAAAAUCCAUAAACAAUAUAGCCAUGAGCAAAAAGGGACUUGUCGAGCAAGAAGUGCGCAUGGAGCACUUCCUGGAAAAACGCGAAGCACUGGGUAAGGAGCUGGAUAUCCUCGAAGAACGCAGAAAACAAGCCGUCAAUAAAAACCAAGACGUCCAACAGCUAGAUAGCUACAUUGAGGAUAUCAAAGAAAACAUCAACUACGUUCAGGAAACAAUCGCUGAAACUCAGCACAAUGUUAUUCAAAUUGAGGAAGGGCAGGAUGUAAAUGAGCACGCCGAUAUACAACAUCUUGUCGAAACGGUUUAUGAUAUAGACGAGGCUAAAUAUAUCAUACAAAAGUUGUGUAACAUGACCUUAUCGCAGAGCCAUGCAGUCGCCCAGAGAGAUGCCAAGUUAAAGGAGAACGAAGCCUCUUUAGCAGAGUUACAACAAGAAACGAAUGUUAAGGGACAGCUGUUGGACCAUGUAUUACAAAACGAAAUACCUAUUUUCUCCAAGGAACUUAUUACAAGCGUGUCAAGCAACGCUAACGAUACCAGCUCAAACAAUUCCUCCAGAUCUAACUCAUCACUAGAAUUGCCGUUCAAUUUUGAAACCACAGCAAACAAGUCUAAAAUUCGGCGUCGCACUGCCCAACCAGCCGAACUACUAUUUGGACUUCAAACACAACCAAAGAUGACUCAAUCCCUCGACCCCAACACAAUAAGGGUAGAUUACCCCUCUAUACAGCGCGUGCCCAGCGUUCCUGGCAGCUUAAAAUACUCUAUGACUUUGCAUGAUGAUGUGAUAGUCAAUGAAGCUUCUAUAGAGGAAAACAAGGUUAAAUUCUUAAUGGUUCAAAAUAUGAAAAUAACAAACACAGACGGAGAUAUAGACUCAUCAAGUGCCUGCAAUUUACAUUGUAAAUUUUACACGGAAACAUGUCUUACAUUUUCCAAACAAUAUUUAAUGUUUAUAGUAUUUUUAUUUACAUUAACUUUAUUAAUGUUGUUUAUAAUAUAAAUUAUUUAUUAAUAAAUUUGUAAUGA